AAUAUUAUAUAACAAUCCCAUUCCCAGACGCAACAAUUGACUUAAAUCCCUUCCCUCGUAGCAAGUAAGUAUACUUGAAAGUGAAAAUAAGCGAAUUGCGGGAUCAGAUUAGUUUUGAACUUCAUUCUGAGAAGGAAUAAGUGAAAGAUAAUUAAAAAUGAUUAAAAGUGUAUUGGUGAUAUUUUUCUCGUUCAUCGUAUGUUCUGUUUAUGGAUAUUCUACCGGCGCUCCAAAAGAAGCAUGUGACGAUAUGAAGCCGCAACAUCCAUACGACCCGAAGACGACCAAAUUUCCUUAUAAUGUAACAAUUAGUAAAUUAGAUGCGCAGCAGGGCGAGACCUUAUUAGUGAGAGUUGCCGGGGGGAUGGAGCCCCAAUUUAAGGGAUUCCUAGUGCAGAUCAGGGAUAAGAACGGUCCUGUGGGAUCGUUUUCAAUCCCCUCCAGUAAUAAGCUUGCACAAACCUUAGAUUGCGGCUCCAAGACGAACGCUGUAACACACACAUCAGCCGAUCUAAAGGAUGCAGUCGAAUUUGAUUGGACUGCGCCGUCCAAUUAUAAAGGAAAGUUAACUUUAUUUGCCAGUGUUGCAAAAGACGGAGCAGUUUUCUGGGCGAAACAGGAGGCCAACAGUAUUCAAGUUUCUUAAAUAAGGAAAACGAAUAAAAAAAAUUUUGUUUUCCAUUAUUUACUAUGAUUAAUACCUACAUUCGCCAAACCAAGUACAAUAGAAUCAUGUAGAAUUACCUAUCGUAAUAUGUUACCACACAAAUAAAUUAAAAUACAGUUUCA
Molecule: messenger RNA, 789 nt
Organism: Photinus pyralis (common eastern firefly)
Lineage: Eukaryota; Metazoa; Arthropoda; Insecta; Coleoptera; Lampyridae
Gene: l(2)34Fc
Product: putative defense protein Hdd11
Exons: 4
Coding region: 158-646 (162 amino acids)
Molecular function (GO): oxidoreductase activity, acting on metal ions
Source: RefSeq, a predicted model, not a curated record